Trematomus bernacchii (emerald rockcod) is the source of this 643-nucleotide messenger RNA. Its product is annotated as alpha-N-acetylgalactosamine-specific lectin-like. Lineage: Eukaryota; Metazoa; Chordata; Actinopteri; Perciformes; Nototheniidae. Gene Ontology annotation, molecular function: signaling receptor activity. The transcript has a single exon. The coding region runs from base 59 to 547 and encodes 162 amino acids. The record is from RefSeq and is a predicted model, not a curated record.
UCUUCAUCCUAUCCAACGGUUCAGUUCAACUUUAACAGACAGAGACGGUGACAUCAUCAUGCAGGCUUUUCUCUUCCUGUUGGGCCUGGCUCUCUGUGCUGUGUCUCCUUCAGAAGAACUAGUAGUGGAGCCACAGCAAAACAGCUGUCCCCUAUUCUGGUCCAUUUUCAACGGCCGCUGCUACAAGUACAUCUCCACACGUUUGACCUGGGCUGAUGCAGAGCUCCACUGUGUGUCAGAGGGAGGCAACCUGGUGUCUAUCCACAGUCAGGGGGAAGAUCAUUUUGUCAAAACACUGAUCAAGAGCGUUGACCCUGCUGAGGGAUACACCUGGAUCGGACUCAGUGACGUCCACAAAGAAGGAAGAUGGAUGUGGUCUGAUGGGUCAGCAGUCACCUUUGUCUCUUGGGCAACAGGAGAGCCAAACAAUCGGAGAAAAGAAGACUGUGUCAACAUCAACUCUGGUUCUGAUCACAACAAAUGGAAUGAUAAAAGAUGUUCUGAUGGAAUUCCCUCAGUUUGUGCAUCUCGCACAACUCGUCCUUAGCAACUGAGAUGUUAUGUCUGAUUGAAUCAGGUCACUGUAAAACUGUGACUCAGUUAACAUGCUUUUGACCACAAUAAAGAAACGAAUGUACACUUA